Caenorhabditis bovis is the source of this 603-nucleotide messenger RNA. NCBI's taxonomy places the organism in Eukaryota, Metazoa, Nematoda, Chromadorea, Rhabditida, Rhabditidae. The record is from the annotation of a GenBank genome assembly.
AUGCGAAUUUGGACAAGCGAGCACGUAUUUAAUCAUGAAUGGGAAACUGUCGCAAUGGCAGCAUUCAAGAAGUAUCCAAAUCCAUUGAAUAGUGCAGUUACAGGUAUUGAUGUAAUAAGGCAAACACUAGACGCCGGUAAAAUUUUAACGGAACGUAUUAUACAAUCACAUUUCCAUAUUCCGGGAUGGGCUACAAAGCUCACGGGAUUUUCCGGGACGCAAUACUCCCAUGAGUACACGGUUAUUGAUCCAACGAAGAAGGAAUUGCUGCUAACAACGCGAAACUUAAAUGGCGCUUCGUUUCUUCGAGUUGACGAAAAAUUGACAUAUAAGCCCUUGGAAGAUGACCCUACAAAGACAGUUUUAAAACAAGACGUCAGCGUGACAAUAACACUACCCGCCUUCGCCGAUUAUUGUGAGAAGACGUUUUUAAGCAUCUAUUCACAAAAUGCGAAUAAAGGACGACAAGGUGUCGAAUGGGUUAUUGACAACAUCAAGAAAGAGUACGAGACUCUCACAACAAAGGUAACCAAUGAGGUACAGGAAAUGUCCGAAAAAGUACGGUCUUGGAGUUCCCCAUCAGCUUCCCAUAAAAGGCCGUAA